CCUGAGACGCCACCUUACGCCGCGGCCGCGCGCGCCUCUCUGGGAUUUGUAGUCUCGCCGGCCCGCCUCUGGCCCGUCCGCUUCGCUGGAGCCGCCGGCGGCGAGCAGACUACAACCCCCAUCAGCCACCGCGCCAGACCCGUCUCGCCGCGAACAGGCACGAAAGCAGGAUGGAGUCAGGAGGAAAACGCAACUGCUGUGCCUUCACGGUGUACCUUGACGGGUCAGAUGACGAAGGGAAAGGUAAGAAGGCGGACACAGAGAGCAUGCAGGAGGCCUUUGAGAGGUUCAGAAGACGGCGACAGGAGGAAUUCUGGAAUAUUUCCAGAAGGAAAGCAUCUGUACGGAGAAUGCUGCUGCAGCCGGAUGACCAGUGGCAACUUCGGAUGAAGUUUCUUGAGCAGGCCAAAAGCUACAUUGGCAUACCAUAUGCCAAGAAAUACCACGAACCUGGCACUCCAGAAUACGAAUCUCCGCUCUUUCUAGAUUGUUGUGGGUUAAUCCGGAGAGUGCUACAGGACCUAUCCGAUGACUUUGGCUUCUCCGUCGGCUUGGGAAACCAAGCUUAUCUGUAUGAUACUCUUCCCGUUUCGAUACCCAGUGAAGAACAUCUGAAGCCAGGGGAUCUCAUAUUCAUUUCAGGAACCUACUUUGAUACACAACGAAAGAAGCAGCCGCACGACAUCAUCCACGUGGAGAUCUGGCUGGGGGACGGCAAGCGCAGCCUCGGCGCCCGGCUGAAGCAUGGCUGCGUGCAGGUCUUUGAGUCCUACAAGUUUGUCUCCCGGUCCUAUGGAAACAUGGCGUUCCACUUCAGAUCCAUAGAAACCUGGCUGCAGGGUGUCUGUAACAGCCACUGUCUAGAACACAAAUGGGCGUCCGCAAGAGAACUGCCUCCACGGAAGUCAAUCUUCUGCCCUUGGAGCGAGCGAGAUGGAUUUGCAGAAGAGGGCGAAGAUACUGGGGAAAGCACGCCCAGAUCACACCUGAGGAAAGGGAGGCUGCUACUCAGGGCACAGCACAUAGCUGAGUCCAUCAGCGACUGCGGACUGCACACCAGCCAACAAACGGAAGUGUUGGCCCUCCCAGGUUCCUCCAGAGGAGGCUCUGGGUUCUCCACGGCGGACCCCGAAAGGAGGGGCCGCAUUUUAGGGGCUUGCCCCAGUCUAAACCACUUCCCAGCAAGCUCCCAACUGGAGGCGACUGGUCUGAAUGUGGAAUGUAGUGAUGCUUCACUAGAGGGGACCGGUGGUCAGGAGGAAGGGUCCGAUGAGGGUCCGGUUGAGCCUCCGACGAUGACUCCCGCCCAGGAGGCAGACGCCAGGCCAUCUGAGGUCACCCGGGGCGCGGCCAAUGUGGCCCGUAAGUCCCGUUCCAGAUCCAAGGUAAACUCGAAGUGGGUCUUAGGGGGCAGCAAACAGAGAAAAAAGGGCCGAGCGGGAAAACACAGAAGUCGUCAGCUCCUGGACGAGCCGCCUCCAGCUGAUACAGAUUCCAAGCGUUCCGCAAGCCGGUGGGACAAUUCUGUGCACAUGUUUGAAAACCCAGUUCUGAAAGACUCGCAGACACAGAAGCUGAGCAGUACUUCUAACCCAACGGAAGGAGAACCGACGAAUGAAACCAAAUCCAAAGGGCACAGAGGGAUUCCCAAAGCGUCACCCCGAAUGAGUCAUCUGGAAGAGAAGAAGCCGGAAGACCCCGGAUCGGGGCCCUUCUUCUACCUUGGAGGAGCGAAUGGGGUUGACAUCCUGAACCUCUACUGCAAGAGCAAAGGGUGGCAGCGUAUCCAUGACAACCGGAGGGAGGACUACAUCCUGAAGUGGUGUGAGACCAAAUUCCGAGACACCUAUUACAACUUCAGAGAAGGUACUGGCAGCGGGGAGGAAGGGUGGACCGGGAGAAUCCUUGGCCUGGAGAAAUGGCAGGAUAUUCCGAGAGAAGGGGAACAGCUUCUUUACCAGAUCCCAAAUAACAAGAUCCUCACCACCAAGAUUGGCCUUUUGAUGAACCUCAGGGAAUAUGAGCGGAUCAUGAGGAAAAUCAGCAAAAACGUCAAGGUCUUGCGAAUGGAGGACUUUUUCCCUGAGACUUUUCGCCUGGACACCAAGGACGAGCGUGAGAUCUUCUUCGAAAUCUACAGAGAGCCCCAUAUUUGGAUCUGCAAGCCCACCGGCUCCAACCAAGGCCGGGGGAUUUUCCUCCUGAAAAACUAUGCCAGUGUCCGAGAGUUACAAGCCAAGCUUCUGAGUGUCGAGGAGGAUCCAAUGUACAAGAAAGUCCCAUACAAAAUCCCCCAGGCAAGGAUCGUGCAAAGGUAUAUUGACCGGCCUCUGCUUCUGGAGGGGAAGAAAUUUGACGUCCGCUCAUAUCUCUUAAUCGCCUGCACGGUCCCUUACAUGCUAUUCUUUGGCCAUGGCUACGUCCGUCUUACAUGUCUCAACUAUGACCCUAAGUCGGAAGACCUCAUUGCUCACCUGACCAAUCAGUAUGUCCAGAAGAAAAGUCCCAUGUACAACCACGUCAAAGAGGAGACCGUCUGGACGAUGGGCCGCUUCAACACCUACGUCAACGAGAGGUUCCGCCCCAUCAAAGGCUUGCCCAAGGACUGGGUAUUCAAUGGGUUUACUAAGAGAAUGAAGGAGAUUAUGUUGCAGUGUUUCCAGGCGGUCAAGUCCAAGCUGGACUGCAAGCUGGGAUACUUUGAUCUCAUCGGCUGUGACUUCUUGAUCGACGAAGACUUUAAGGUGUGGCUCCUGGAGAUGAACGCCAACCCUGCUCUGCACACCAACUGCAGUGCCCUGAAGAGCAUCAUUCCCCGGGUGGUGAAUGAGACGCUGGAUCUGGCCUUCGAGAUCUUCACCAAGAGCCAGAAGGGCCAGGCCAUCCUGCCCCUGGACUCCGCCAGUCACUUUGCGCUGCUCUACAACGGGUCCAGCUUGGACCUCGCUCCACCGCGGAUCACCAGGAGCCGGACUUCCCUCCGCUCUCUGAGGAGCCACCGGUCCCAGCUGGAGCUCACCAGCUCCACCAGUGGCUGCAGCGACGCCUCCAGCUCCAGUAUCACCAGCUACGGCGGCAGCACCACCAGUUACGGUAGCGGCACCAGCCGCCUUACGGACAAGCUGAUGCCCAAAGCUUUGGAGAAGACCCUCAAGGUGGAAGCCAAAGCGGACCCCCCAGGCCUUCCUGAAGGGCUUCCCCUUCCACCCAAGGGGACCCCCCGGAACCCCUUACCCAUGCCCCAGAUCCAGAUCUCCAUCGUCCCCAGCCUCUCCAGCUGCCCUUCAGUGAAAGCCGUCCUCCGGGGCCACCAAGUCAGCAGUAUCGGUAGCCAAUAUAUCAUCAAGCCCAUCCUGGCCUCCUCUGAGAAACUGGGGUUCUCCAAAGCCGAGAGUGGAGAUGACCGGGGCAAGAUGGCCGUGGGGGUCCCCAUGGGCAUCGCCUCCAAAGACAGGUCCUACUCCUCAUGGUUCCAGCAGAUGUUUGGGAGCAAGUUCCAUCCAAGCAGCGGAAGCGGCUAUGGGGCAGGCCUCCCCCUAACCAGUUUGCAGAUGGUCUCCCUCCAUCUCCAGUCCAACAUCCCCCCCAGCCUCCCCGAACUCCAAGACCUUCCAAAAUCAUCCCGCCAGACCACAACUCACGCCAAGACAGAGGGCGGCAAGGCCUUGGCAUUGGCCGUCCCUCGGAGCUGCAGCGACCCACUCCCAGAAGAUAAAAAGGUCUCCCACCGUGGCUCGUAAACUGAGAUCACUUGUGUAUUUGAAUAUCACCGCUUCUUUUUCCUAUAAAGGACAAAAAAGAGGGGAGGAAACC
Molecule: messenger RNA, 3813 nt
Organism: Hemicordylus capensis (graceful crag lizard)
Lineage: Eukaryota; Metazoa; Chordata; Lepidosauria; Squamata; Cordylidae
Gene: TTLL10
Product: tubulin tyrosine ligase like 10
Exons: 17
Coding region: 171-3740 (1189 amino acids)
Biological process (GO): protein modification process
Source: RefSeq, a predicted model, not a curated record